AUGCAUCUUUGUAAUGGCCUAGAAUAUUCAGAAAAUCUCUUCCAUUCCCACAAGAAAAGAUUGAAACAUGCAGAUGAAGACGGGGCAAGACCUCCAAUUGAUUUGACGUCUUCACCGAAGACGUUCAAGUGGAAUGAAAUGUUUCCAUAUGGUUUUAUUUGUGGGCACUCAAGACAAGUUUACAAAUUGGAAACAAGAAGUGGAAGUAGGGAAGAAAUAGUAAUGAUGAUGUACAACCACAUUUCUGAACUAUUCCAAAAAUGUCCAAGCUUGAGAUUUGGUGCUCGUAUUAGUGCACCGAAUAUGAGUUAUUAUAUUCCGAUUCCUUCUCUAAGCAUUGCUACAUUCAAAGAUGUGUCAGCAAAUGAUCUCACCACUUUCAUGAGCAAUCAUCUUGACCUGAAACUAUUGGUUCUUGAGAAGGAACAUCUUAGAGAAAUUCCUGAUAUCAUCAACUUCCGGAAUUUGCGUGUCAUGUGCUUCCAGGAGAAUGUGUCAGCAAAUGAUCUCACCACUUUCAUGAGCAAUCAUCUUGACCUUAAACUAUUGGUUCUUGAGGAGAAUCCAUUUGGAGAAGUACCUGGUAUCAUCAUCCGGAAUUUGCGUGUCAUUUGCUUCAAACAGAACUUCUUGGGCUACAUUUCCCAAUUUGAAGGAGUUAAUGCGUAUUUUUGUGGUCCCACCGGAGCGUAUCAUAUUCGGAAAUUUGUUCAUGGAUGGUUGAAUGGAGCAUACUCUGACAAUUUGAACUUAAUUCAUAUUGAACAAGAAGAUGGAGAACGAUUUAGACCAGGUCUUUUGGAAAAUCAUAGACAAAACCAAUGGGAUUUGAACAGAAUGCCGCUGGAAUACCAAUUGGAUGAGGCAGACAAAUACUAUACAGAAUUCCCUGGACCUUUUAAAAUGGAGAAUGCCGUUUAUGUACAAAGAGAAUCCGAUGGGAAAGUUCUAUCACUUCAAAACACUUCGAGAAUUUUUCUUGGAUGUGUUUGGAAUCAGGAAGAUGUGUUCAGAGAAUAA
Molecule: messenger RNA, 1020 nt
Organism: Caenorhabditis briggsae
Lineage: Eukaryota; Metazoa; Nematoda; Chromadorea; Rhabditida; Rhabditidae
Exons: 4
Coding region: 1-1020 (339 amino acids)
Source: RefSeq, a predicted model, not a curated record